This is a messenger RNA of Myotis davidii, 5800 nucleotides long. It is a transcript of the gene MTCL1, whose product is annotated as microtubule crosslinking factor 1. Gene Ontology annotation, cellular component: lateral plasma membrane; midbody; spindle pole. Gene Ontology annotation, molecular function: microtubule binding. NCBI's taxonomy places the organism in Eukaryota, Metazoa, Chordata, Mammalia, Chiroptera, Vespertilionidae. The transcript has 14 exons. Gene Ontology annotation, biological process: regulation of autophagy; establishment or maintenance of epithelial cell apical/basal polarity; microtubule bundle formation. The record is from RefSeq and is a predicted model, not a curated record. Bases 1 to 4818 code for a protein of 1605 amino acids.
AUGGAGGAGCUGCGCUCGGAGAACGACUAUCUCAAGGAUGAGUUGGAUGAACUCCGGGCUGAAAUGGAAGAGAUGAGGGACAGCUAUUUAGAGGAAGAUGUUUACCAGCUGCAGGAGCUCCGGCGAGAACUGGACCGUGCUAAUAAAAACUGCCGGAUCCUGCAGUACCGCCUCAGGAAAGCCGAGCAGAAAAGCCUGAAGGUGGCCGAGACCGGUCAGGUGGACGGCGAGCUCAUCCGAAGUCUGGAACAGGACUUAAAGGUAGCCAAAGACGUGUCUGUCCGAUUGCACCAUGAACUUGAAACUGUGGAGGAGAAGCGUGCGAAAGCUGAAGAUGAAAAUGAAGCCCUCCGACAGCAGAUGAUUGAAGUGGAAAUAUCCAAACAGGCCCUCCAAAAUGAGCUGGAGAGACUGAAAGAGAGUUCCCUGAAAAGAAGAGGCAGUCGGGAAACAUACAAAGAAAAGAAAACCUUGAACCAGGAUGACAGUGCCGAUUUGAAAUGCCAGCUUCAGUUUGCCAAAGAGGAAGGCUCCCUGAUGCGCAAAAAGAUGGCCAAGCUGGGCAAGGAGAAGGACGAGCUGGAGCAGGAGCUCCAGAAGUACAAGGCCCUGUAUGGCGACGUGGACAGCCCCCUGCCCACCGGGGAAGCCGGUGGGCCACCCAGCACCAGGGAGGCGGAGCUGAAGCUGCGGCUGAAGUUGGUAGAGGAAGAAGCCAACAUCUUGGGCCGGAAGAUCGUGGAGCUGGAAGUGGAGAACCGAGGCCUCAAAGCGGAGAUGGAGGACAUGCGAGGCCAGUAUGAGCGAGAGGGUCCCGGCCGGGACCACCUCCCGAGCAUUCCUACCUCACCCUUCAGCGACUCCCUGGAGUCCUCCACGGAGCUCCGCCGACACCUGCAGUUUGUGGAGGAGGAAGCGGAGCUGCUUCGAAGGUCCAUAUCUGAGAUCGAAGACCACAACCGGCAGCUAACGCAUGAGCUGAGCAAGUUCAAGUUUGAACCGCGCCCAGAGCCUGGGUGGCUGGCGGAUGGCGGAGGCAAGGGCAUGAAUGGCGGGGCUCCCCUGCAGGAGGAGCUGAAGUCCGCUCAGCUGCAGAUCAGCGAGCUGAGCGGGAAGGUCCUGAAGCUGCAGUAUGAGAACCGGGUGCUGCUGUCCAACGUCCAGCGCUACGACCUGGCCGCCCACCUGGGCCUGCGUGCCCCAAGCCCCCGGGACAGCGACGCCGACAGCGACACAGGCAAGAAGGAGAGCGAUGGGGAGGAAGGCCGCCUGCCCCAGCCCAGGCGGGAGGGCCCCAUUGGCGGGGAGAGUGACUCGGAAGAGGUGUUGGAGAAGACGUCGGGCUUCAGCAGCGGAAAGCCGUCGGAGGCCAGCGAGCUGUGUCCGGCAGAGGUCCUGAGGGCCAGGGAGGACUCCGAGUGCUUGGUGAGCAUAAAGCAUGAGGCUGAGCGGCUGGAACGGACCAUGGAGAGCCUCAUCACAGACACCAAUGGCUUUGUGGACGACGUGGCCUCACCGGGGCCUGGUGUUCAGGGGGAGGGGGAUGGGAAGGGGCCCCAACUGCUGGGGACCAUCAAUGCCAGGAUGAAGACUUUCCGGAAGGAGCUCCAGACCUUCCUGGAGCAGGUGAACCGGCUCGGGGAUGGUGUGAGGGAGCGCCUGGAAGGCCUGUCCCCCUUGCCCCACCUCACAGAGUCCUCCAGCUUCCUCUCCACCGUGACCUCCGUGUCCCGGGACUCCCCCAUCGGGAACCUGGGGAAGGAGCUGGUCCCAGACUUGCAGUCCAAACUGAGAGAUCAGAUGGAGUGGCAGCUGGGUCAGGAGCGAGGGGACGAGCGGGAGCACUCGCACCUCCGAGCCACGCGGGAGCUGCACCGCCGAGCCGACGGGGAUGCCCGGAGCUGCAGGCCAGGAGGCCAGAGCUGUUUCAAUCUAGAGAUGGAGGAGGAUCACCUCUACGCGCUGAGGUGGAAGGAACUGGAGAUGCACAGCCUGGCUCUGCAGGGCGCCCUCCCAGAGCGGACCUGGAGUGACGAGAGGAAUCUUGUGCAGCAGGAGCUCCGGUCCUUGAAGCAGAACAUUUUCCUUUUCUACGUCAAACUCAGGUGGCUGCUGAAGCACUGGCGACAAGGGAAACAGAUGGAAGAGGAAGGAGAGGACUUCACUGAGAGUGAGCACCCAGAGCUCUACCCCAGGCCUGGGGAGCUUGGAGUCCAGGGGGACCCAAACGGGGCCAGCCCAGACCGAGAUGACGAUGGUCCAGGCUGCAGCUCUUCAGUGGGGGAGCAUUCUCCACGCUCCCCCGUGCAGAUCGGUGACCACGGAUCAUGGCUCCAGCCUGCAGAUGGAGGGCAGCUCCAUGGGCAGGCAGUGGAGAACCAGCAGCUGUUCAGCGCGCUGAAGGCCUUGCUGGAGGACCUGCGCUCCGAGCUGCGGGAGGACGAGUGCGCCCGGCUGCGGCUGCAGCAGCAGUACGCCAGCGACAAGGCGGCCUGGGACGUGGAGUGGGCCAUGCUCAAGUGCCGCCUGGAGCAGCUGGAAGAGAAGACAGAGAAAAGCUUGGGAGAACCAGGCUCCGCCACUGACAGCAAAGGGGCAUUCAGGAAGGAGAGGGAGACACACCAGAAGCUCCUCGCUGACAGCCACGGCCUGGUCAUGGACCUGCGCUGGCAGAUCCAUCACAGCGAGAAGAACUGGAACCGUGAGAAGGUGGAACUCCUCGACCGCCUGGACAGGGAUCGGCAGGAGUGGGAGCGGCAAAGGAAGGAACUCUUGUGGAAAAUAGAACAGUUGCAGAAAGAAAACAGUCCCCGGAGAGGUGGAAAUUUCCUUUGUGAUCAAAAAGAAGGCAACAUCCGCCCUUUUGCUCCCCCGGGAAGCCCCCGUGUGCCCCAACCUCUGGGGAUGUGGCCCUGCACAGAAUCGGACUCCACCCCUUUUGAAGACCGGCCGCUCUCCAAGCUGAAGGAAUCGGACAGGUGCUCAGCCCGGGAGAACCUCUACUUGGACGCUUUGGAGGAUGAGCCACAGGAGCCUCCGGCCCGCGGGCCCCAGAAGGAGUUCAGGAACUGCCUCCCUCAGGAAGAAGAAAAUCACAAGGGAAAUCUUCAAAGGGCGGUGUCCGUGUCCUCCAUGUCUGAGUUCCAGCGCCUGAUGGACGUCUCUCCCUUCCUGCCGGAGAAAGGCCUGCCCGCGGCCAGUAGCAAAGAGGACAUCACUCCCCCGCUGUCCCCUGAUGAUCUGAAAUACAUCGAGGAGUUCAACAGCAAGAGCUGGGACGAGAGGCCUCCAGACCCCUGGGCAGGCAGGACAGAGGCGGGGCGGUCUGGGGGCGAGGCCAGUGUGGAGCCUUUCCCUGACUCAUCCUGGUACCUCACCACGAGCGUCACCAUGACCACGGACACCAUGACCAGCCCUGAGCACUGCCAGAAGCAGCCCCUGCGGAGCCACGUCCGCACCGAGCCGUCCGGGGUGCGGGUGCUGCACAGCCCGCCUGCCGUCCGCAGGAUGGACAGCAUCGUGGUGGCCGGCGGUGAGAGCUCGGGCCACCCGGAGCCUGAGGGCCCGUUUGCUACAAGCAGAGCCCGAGGGGGCCCAGGAGACGCUAAGGGGGGCCCCUCAGAACACAUGCUUAGCAGGUGGCCUUGUCCCCCUCCCAGGCAACCCCGAGACUAUGGGGAGGGAGGCCUGCGCCCCCUGGAUGGCACCCUCUGCCCCUCCCUGGGCUUCGCCUCCCCGCUGCACAGCCUGGGGAUAUCCAAGAACAUGAGUGACUAUGCCAUCUGCUCUAAUUCCCCCGAGCCCCUGGUCAAGGAUAUGGCCUGCCAGACCAAUGGGUCCCAGACCACUGGGACGCAGACCGUGCAGACCAUCAGCGUCGGCCUGCAGACCGAAGCCCUGCGCGGCAGCGCCGUCACCAGCAGCCCCCACAAGUGUCUCACACCAAAGGCAGGGGGGGGUGCCACACCCGCAUCGUCUCCAUCCCGUGGCCUUAGGAGCAGGCAGGUGGCCCCUGCCAUCGAGAAGGUGCAGGCCAAGUUCGAACGGACAUGCUGCUCCCCCAAGUAUGGGUCUCCCAAGCUGCAGAGGAAGCCCCUCCCCAAAGCUGACCAGCCAAAUAAUAGGACCUCGCCAGGGCUGGCCCAGAAGGGGUGCAGUGAGUCAGCCUGGGCCCGCUCCACCACCACACGGGAGAGCCCCGUGCACACCGCCAUCAAUGAUGGCCUCUCCAGUCUCUUCAACAUCAUUGACCACAGCCCCGUGGUGCAGGACCCCUUCCAGAAGGGGAUGCGGGCUGGUGGUCGGUCUCGCUCAGCAGAACCGCAGCCGGAGCUGGGCCCAGGCCAGGACACCAGCCCCAGUUCCCGGGGACGGUCACCCAGCCCCAUCGGGGUUGGCUCAGAGACCUGUAGGGAGGAAGGGGGAGAGGGCACGCCUGUGAGGCAGGACUUAUCCGCUCCCCCUGGCUACACGUUCACCGAGAGUGUAGCCCGGAUCCUCCAUAAGAAGCUACUGGAGCACGCCUUAAAGGAGGAGAGGAGGCAGGCGCCCCAAGGCCUCCCAAGUCUUAACAGUGACAGCCUCGUGGGAGAGACAGUCAAAGCCGAACCAGGGUCCAUCGAGGAACUACCUUGUUCUGCUCUAGCUCCAUCCCUAGAAUCCUGCUUCUCCAGGCCCGAGAGACCAGCAAACCGCCGCCCUCCAUCCCGCUGGGCCCCGCAUUCCCCCACUGCCUCUACGGCUCCAUCGCUCGGAGACCCGACCUCCUUGGAGGAGUUCGGGGAGGAGGAGCCGCCCGGGGAGAAGCUGCACCAGUGACGGAUGCAAGUUUGCAUGGAUUAUCACAGAAUAAUUCACUGUAAUUUGCAUAACCACACCAUCAUCAUCCGCCAAACUCUGCCCAGAAGGAGAGAUCUCGUUUUUCCAAGGUCAAAGAACGUGUUUAAGAAAACACACAGCUGCUGAAUGUCCAACCUCUGACCUGAGAUGUUUCUAGAACGAAACAGUAAAUGUGCCUGUAAUAACUUUAUUUUUUUCAUAGCUCAGAAAACUAUUUUUGUCUCCAUCUUUUUUACACACAGUAUAUUUAAAAAAAAAAGGGUACCUAAGAUAUAAAUAAAUUUUAAAAAAUAAACGUUUUAAAGAUGUACAUUUUACAAGACCCUGCGCACCCUUGCUCUAAGACUGACUGCCUCUCUGUUGAAUUUGCACUGUUACGUUUUGGUUUGCUUUAUUUCCAUGUUGAAUUGGAGUGUUUUAAUUUUCUUUUCUCGGUGUUUUUGAUUUUUAAGAUUUUUUGAAAACUUCAGACCGUCUGAUAAAAUGAACUUUUUGUAGUGAAAAAGUCAGGAAGCCAAUAGUCAAGACAGAUGCCCUAUAUGCUGGAGGGAACACAUGUCAGCGUUUAGGAAAAGGGCGCCGCCUCCUCAGCGGGGCUCACCCAAUUCUUUGUAUAAUCCACAUAUUCUAUCGACUUGCACGUCUUCGGGUUCGAGGCGCUGGGGUGCAUGUACAUACUGCUGCUGUGGGCUCGCCAUCGCCCGAGUGAGUCGUCCCGUUGUGCACAUUGUGAGUUCCCUCGUACUGUACUUUUGUCGUCUUCUUGCAUCGAUGAUACAACAUCCGUGGCUUUUUUAAAUUAUUGUUAAAAGAUGAACUGACAAUACGCAGUGUUUACUCAAAAUUUUCUGUUUACGGGAAAAAUAUGGCACAUGAGGAUGCCGGAUUGGAACAAAGGACGGUGGCUCGGAGUCUGUACGAGACAAUGAUGAAGUAGAAAUAAAGCCCUGACAUGAUGGCA